GCUCCCAUCGAACGGAAAAGCGUCCAUCUGCUUGUAAAAGGUUUGGAGUGUGCUUAUAGUAGUUAUUGUUACUGUGAAUUGGACGCCAUGUCGAGCCCUGCCGAUUUAGUUGCGAUGGCUAAGCUGGCCGAACAAGCUGAGCGCUAUGAUGAUAUGGUUGAACAUAUGACAAAAUUAGUAGAAUCAACCAAAGAGGUCCUUUCUGACGAACAGAGAAAUCUACUUUCAGUGGCUUAUAAGAACGUGGUGGGUGCAAGAAGGUCCGCCUGGCGAAUUAUUUCGAGCUUAGAGGGUAAAGAAGGACAUGACGAAUCUAAAAGGGAACUUUCGAAGAGUUAUCGACAGACCGUGGAAAGUGAACUGAAGGAAAAGUGCAACGAAGUCCUAAAACUGAUCAAAAAUCUUCUGGCUGUGGCGGAAAAUGCUACCGGCCAAGAAGAAGCAAAAGUGUUCUACUACAAGAUGCAGGGAGAUUACUAUCGGUACCUCGUGGAAAUUGAGCCACCUGAUUCAGAUAAUAGGAAGAGGCUGAGCGAAGAAUCUAAAAAAGCUUACGAAAAAGCUAAUGAGGAGAGUAAAAGUUAUUUGUCAGAAACGAAUCCCAUCCGCCUUGGAUUGGCGCUUAACUUCUCUGUGUUCUACUACGAGAUCGAGAACGACUCCUCGAAGGCAUGCGAGCUGGCAAAAACGGCCUUCGACGAUGCGAUAGCUAAACUGGAUGAAGUAAAAGAAGAUUCUUACAAAGACAGCACCCUGAUAAUGCAACUUCUCCGCGAUAACCUAACACUGUGGCAGGCAGAAGAAGAAGCGGAACAACAAGGAGACGAUUGAUAAAGGAGUUUGCAAUUUUUUGUGUACUUAGUCUAAAAUCUCAGCGCUGAAAAUGACUGAGUGGUUUUCGCUGGAAAGAAUAUUCACUUACUAAUUAAGAGUCGAUAGAAGCGGCAACGGAAAUCAAUACUUUUGCUUAUUGAUCUUCUCCAGACAAGUUCCUUUUCUAAGGUUCAGAUGUUAUUUUGAUUUGGUGUAGCCCAAGAUAGAUCUCGGUCUGUUUUCAAAGCUUUUACAUUAUUAAUGGUAAAUGCCACCUCAACUCCUGCAAAGACAGCAAUGCGUAAAGCAUACGUCAAGAAAGCAACGUUCUUCUAAUGUACACUGUUAUCUUCUUUGCAUAGAGCAUUGGAAAAAAGAAUACUGUUACGUUAAUUUACAGUCAAUUAGCAUCCAGUAUUCUUGUUUGGUAGCCCCAGUCCGUCAUCUCCGAUGCUGACUACAGAACGCGAACGUAGCAGAGAAUGAAGUUAUUAUAGAUUAAUUAAAGCGUGACUCUUAAAAGUUUUAUGGUAUAUCACUAGGAAGCACUAGGUAAUGGUAGAUUAUAAUUAAAGUGAAAUCUUGUACUUGUUUAGAUCAUGACAAUUAAUUCUUGCCUUGAGCUCGUAGUUGAUAGAAUUACAUUAUUACUUAACGGUUGGAUAUUUUUUCCUUGGUGAGAGUAAUAACUAAGGGUAAAUGAAUAUUUUUUCCAGUAGUUUUUCUCUUUUUUUUUUUUUUAUGAAACUGUGGACUGCUAUGGCUAGGUGAUUAACUAGCUGGAACAGUGAAGUUGUUCCAUAUGAAUUUUGUGUAAUCUUGAGAAUUGUUAACCCUCUCCUCCUGAGAGAUUCAUGCUAAAUGGUUUGAAUCUGCUAAGUUUUUUUUUUUUUUUUUCAUUUGGGUACUGGUCAACAUAAAGAAUGUUAGCAGGAACUUCCUGUUUUUUCUCAGAGAAAGAGAAACUAGCAUGGCUGUCAAUAAUCAUAUUUUUGUAAGCAGCAAAGAGACAUGUCUUCAUGUCGUUGCACAUGGAUAUUUAAGAGGAACAGUCGUGUUUGGUAGAGCUGUUUGGUUACAUUCUUCUGGCCUAUUAAUUAGGCAUGUCAGUCCAAGGAGGACAGAGUUAACUGGACUCUUCACAAAUCUUCCCUUUGCCAUUGUUAAUAUGAUUUUUCAGGUAUUGAUUCAUACCAGGGCCUUCCAGUGUUUCUUUUUUUUUUUUAGGCCACUGAUAAUUAGAGUUGAAAUUUUGUUCACUGAUCUGUAAUUUCUGAAAAUGUGACAGCCAUCAUCAGUAACGGUGUGGCUGUGAUUGAUAUGAGGAUAAUCACUCUGAUACCUCUUUUUGUUUGAAUAUUAAAUGUGAGAUAAUUGCUAAAGAAUUAAUUAUGUAAUUUAGGUAGCAUUAAUAGGAAUCAUAUUAAACAUUGUGUGUUCCAAUGGCA
Stylophora pistillata is the source of this 2261-nucleotide messenger RNA. Its product is annotated as 14-3-3 protein beta/alpha-B. Lineage: Eukaryota; Metazoa; Cnidaria; Anthozoa; Scleractinia; Pocilloporidae. The record is from RefSeq and is a predicted model, not a curated record.